Messenger RNA from Homarus americanus (American lobster), 4931 nucleotides. RefSeq names its product protein GPR107-like. Bases 16 to 1803 code for a protein of 595 amino acids. Gene Ontology annotation, cellular component: membrane; Golgi apparatus. Lineage: Eukaryota; Metazoa; Arthropoda; Malacostraca; Decapoda; Nephropidae. The record is from RefSeq and is a predicted model, not a curated record. The transcript is spliced from 14 exons. Gene Ontology annotation, biological process: transport.
UUCCACGUAAUUGAAAUGCCUACGAGUGACUGUCAGUGUCAUGGCCGACAGUUGAGAGAAAUAAUCAAGAUGGGCAAAAUAGAUUUAGGAUAUAUUUUGCUGUCACUGGUGUUGAUCCUGACGACCUGUCCCCAAGCUGAGGCACGGAAGCACAAGCUAGAAAUAAGGGGUGAUGAAAGACGAUACUUUCCCAUCACCACCUUUGGCUUCUACUGUGAUGGCUACCUUGACGUUGAAGUUCUCAAGUUUAAGAUAACACCAAAAGAUGCCGAUAAGGAGUUUGGGUUCAUCCUGGAGAAGAUAGCCAACCCCUAUGCUGAGAACCGACCGGACAGAUGCCAACUGCAGGAUUUCCGGCUCAAUGACACCUUAGUGCAACAUGUCUUCUUCAUAUUUGAUCUGAAAAAUAGCCAGGUUUACCUCAAGUGUAGUGAGGACAUGAAGGACCUCCAGGUGUUGAAGGGCAAGGAGAAGCUGAGAGAAAUAAAGAGUGCCGAGCACCUGAAGAAAUUGAAAGAUAGUAAUCUCUUCCCAUCACACGUGCAGAAGAGAACUAUGUGGUCCAGGAAGAAGAGGGAGGGCAUAGACACCCUACAAGGAACCCCAGACCUGACCACUACCACUGUCAAAGUACCAUCUGAUGACACCAACAGCCAGAAGUGCAACGAUGUUAAAAUUAACAUGACCAAAGAGGAUGAUUACUACAGCUUUAAGUUCUUGGUGUAUGUGUCCAAUGAGAAGGAGGAGGGCCUAUACAACCUCAACUUCCACAACUGUAUGAAUUUUGAGCCAAGCGGAGAACACUCAACCAUUGACAUGUUCAUGCAGAUUGAGGAAAAGAAUCCAGAUGAAAACUAUCUGUCAGCAGGAGAGAUGCCCCUGCCAGCACUCUACUUCAUGAUGGCUCUUCUGUUCUUCCUAUCAGCCUGUUUCUGGUUCUUCCUCCUCAAGAAGAGCAAAGAUCCUGUCUUUAAGAUCCAUUACUUGAUGGGAGUGUUGGUGGUGAUCAAGUCCUUCAGCUUAUUGUUCCACGGAGUGAACUACCACUUCAUCCAGACUCAGGGUGUCCACAUGGAGGCCUGGGCUGUCAUGUAUUACAUCAUGCAUCUAUUGAAAGGUGCACUGCUCUUCACUGUGCUGGCUCUCAUUGGUUCAGGAUGGGCCUUCGUAAAGCACGUUCUCUCCAGCAAAGAAAGGAAGAUCUUCAUGAUCAUCAUUCCUCUGCAGAUCAUUGCCAACGUUGCCACAAUUAUCGUGGAAGAAACUGAAGAGGCCAGCCAAGACCACGCCAUGGCGGUCGUUCUUCUCUUCUCGAUAGAUUUCCUCUGCUGUGGGGCCAUUCUUCUGCCUGUUGUCUGGUCUAUCCGUCACCUGCAGGACGCCUCCCAGACAGAUGGCAAGGCCGCCAUGAACCUGAGGAAACUGAAGCUGUUCCGGCACUUUUACAUCAUGAUCGUCUGCUACAUCUACUUCACCCGCAUCAUUGUCUACCUCUUGAGGAUUAGUGUGCCAUUCCAGUACAAGUGGCUUAAUGACAUGUGCCGUGAGAUGGCCACCUAUGUCUUCUUCGUCAUGACGGGAUACAAGUUCCGACCCGCCAAUAACAACCCGUACUUCCGAGUGUAUGACGAGGAUGAAGAGGUUGACGAGGUCUUGACCACCACCGGCCUUACUGAGGGCAUAACCCACGUGAACCAGCACAACAAGAAGUCCAAUAAAGAUCAUCUGGAGGUGGAGGUGUUUGAAGAUGACGAGGAAGUGAACCUCCUCAACACCCAGGAGUCGUCACACGCCUUUGACUGAGAGUGAAUCCAAGGCUGAGCAAAUUAUUUAGAACAUAUAUAUAAAAAAAAAACUCUUCUCUAGAUUGACUAAAGUAUUACACCAGCCAUCAUUGUCACAUUAAAUUUUGGUCUACAGAUUUUAUGUAAUUGCCAACAUGUGUAUUUAUAAAUCCGUAAUAUUUCAGUCCCAAUUAUCACACUUUAUUUCCCUGGACUUGAAUAUUAUUAUGGCUUAAAUAACAAGUAUAGAAAUAACAUGAUAAUUACAGAAUCUGACACUAUUAUACCGAUAAUUUUCAUAUUUGAUAUUCACUUGUUAAUCUCAAACUUAAACUUCUUUCAACAAGAAGUUUAUUACACUUGAUAUAGACAGAUAUAGCAGCUCAGACACAGUAAAGUCAAGUCCAAUGAUAUAAUAGUAAUUCUGUAAUCAUGUGAUGACUGGAAUAUAUUUCAGAAUGGCAGUACCCUGUGUGUACCUGGUUGGCCAUUGAUAGUGUGUCAAGUAAAGUUAUUUAUACAGUUGGCUAUUUCUGUUUUCUGAGACCAAUGAAGAGUUUUAGGUAUUAGAAAUAAUAGUCAGAUAAUGUCAAGAGGGACAACAGGUUAUUAUAUAAUACAACAAUACUUUGACGGAUUGUGGAUGUGGUGUGAGACGAGAUUAGUCGAUAACUUGUACGAGUACACGGGUGAUGAAAUAUACAAUGACAGACUCACUGGUGUUACUCAGACCUGAUGAGAAACUUGUACAGUAUAUAAUUUAGUGUACUUGACUCACUCACUCCCAUGCCCAGGAUUUAACCUCAUGUGUGAUGGGUAUUUAUGUAUCUCGGCCUAGUUGCCUCCAUUGAACCUUCAGUAAAUAUAUGUAACGAGAAAUGUCUACUCAUAUUGCUCUUCUGGGCAAAAUAUAACCAAGAUAUUCUCUACAACAUUGACAGGGUAGUUGGAGAAUUGUGCUAAAUGCUUUUAAAUUCAUAUAAAUUCAUCACUUAAUUUUGUGAGUUGCAUAUACUGAAGGGAAAGACUGUACAACAGUUUCAGGUGUGGGAAAACUGUAGUACUGUACAUAAUACAGCUGAAUAUAAUACAAUGAUUACAUCCUUAAUUGUAUUCUUUAUUUAAUUGUAGUAUAUUUAGUGGAAGGAAGCUUUUGUUUUGGUCUUUUGACUGGAAGUCCCUUUGAAUGAAUAUGAUGUACAGUGCCUCUUGCUUACAUCAUGUGAAGAAACUUAUCUAUUACAAUAAACCUGGUCUUAUACGUCUUUCCUCUCUCUAUCUCUUUCUCUCAUGAUUUUAUUAUACUAGUGGCUACACACUUGUCUGGGUUUGGCUUUUAAUAUAUUGUGUUGAAGGGUCAGGUACAGUCAGACCUCAGAUAUCCUGAAUGCGUGGGGAAAAUAAUUGACUGCCGGAUAAUCUUUUUCCAGAUGUUUGAGAGUUACUCUUAUAAAUAUCCAUCUCAAACUCAUAAACAUUGUCAUAUUAAAUAUUAUAAAAGAAUAAAGGGACAAAGUAAAUAUAUUAUAAAAUUAAUAAAAGGACUUAGUAAAUAUAUUCUUCCAUGAACACAUGACGAAUCUCGCCUUUGUCCAGCCUCGUACAUAUACUGUCUCCAUCUUCUGCUUUAGAGUAAGACAAUGUGUUUGUGCUUAGCUGCAGCUCCUGUCUUAGGCAUGCUGGAUGGAUGAGGCGAUGAUAGCGGUUACACCGGCACAAACAUUCAAGCAAGCAGAAGUGGGUUUGGCCAAUAUAGAGGACACACAUAGCACCUCAAGUGGCCAGAAUUUGAACCAUGGGCAAAGCAGCACCAAAUUCAAACCAAUAUUCUUAGUUUUUUAAUGUGAUUAAGACAUUACUUAUUGGAAAUUAACCCCGCCAAAAAAAUGCUGGUUGCUUGAGAGUCCCAGAUGGUUAAAUGUCGGAUAUGUGAGGUUAAACUGUAUGUUCCAACUGUACCCCCAAAAAUGAAAGACUUACAAGGCCAUUUUAAUGGGAUCAUGCUUGCACAAUGAACCACAGCUUGUUUUGUAGCAUAGAUUACAAACCCAAGUUUGUUUAUUAGCUUAAGUUAAAUCUGGUUGGUUUGUCUAUGGUCAUGAAUAAUUGUUCUACGUAUACACUGGCUGCUGCUCACACUCAACCAUCUAGCAAAAGUAAAUUGAGAGUUGGAUUAGGGUUGGGUCACCAGUCUUAUUGCACAGUCAAUUACUAAAGUACAUUUGUCUCUCCCCUGAACCACAAACCCCAAGAUUCAGACUCAUGAAUCCGAAGCAUUUAUGGACAGUAAUGUAAUAGUCGUCUACUGCUUUGGGUUCAUGAGUCGGAAUCUCCGUGUUCAGGAGGAGAAGCAAACGGACUUCAGUAGUUGACUGGACUGUAAUGCUUUAUUUGUGUUUCAUCUGGUUGUGGUGAACUGCUGCUUCUCUGAUAUAUUAAUCAUGAGAUAGAUGUUAGUGUGUUAAGAUGAAGUGGCAAAGGAAGGUGAACUUGAUGGUACAGUAAUGGACUGACCUACACAGACUGGAGUGUAGUAUGGCUUCUCUUAUUUGAAAUUAUAUCUUUUGUAUAAAAUUUCUAUUGAUUAAUUAUUUUCCAUUCCAUGAUUUAUCAUCCAUUUGUAGAUAAUUUUAUUGAACUACGAGUACUCUACAUAUUAUGUUUUUGCCAAAGAAAAAAAAUGACAUUUAUUUUUUGUUUUAUGCUUUGACCCUCAGUGUAGGACAGAAGGGUCACUUGACAAUACUGUACUGGGUGUUUUGGAAAAAUGUAUACACACUGCAUUACAGAUUUUCAUGUGGAGGUCUCGUGAAUAUUUAUAUUACAUGAGCAACAUCGUCCUCACUUGUUGAUGUGCGAGGUCCCCCACAAUGUACAGCACUGGGAGUCCUCACACAUCACCAACUAAGGACAAUGUUAGUGUUGUAAAUACUGUAUAAACAUUUGCACAAUUACUAUAAAAAUAUCUUCAAGGCAAUGUGUAUACAAUUUUGUCAGACGCCCUGCAUAGUGGAGCUGGCUGCAGCGAAUGUAGAUAAAUAAAGAAUUUAACCUUAAAUUGAAGUUGUUGCAUGAUAUUAUGGGAAAUUAUUGUAAAUUUGAACAUUUUCAGGGAUUAAAUGGAAACUUUUACCAGUUUAAAAUCUA